This is a messenger RNA of Vitrella brassicaformis, 13074 nucleotides long. NCBI's taxonomy places the organism in Eukaryota, Vitrellaceae. The record is from the annotation of a GenBank genome assembly.
CUCUACUACACGCACGCACACAGGUCGCGUGUACGCAUCACAUCACACCACACCACACACAGCCGACGCGCACACAAAAUGCCCACCCACCCCACCGCACCGCACCCAAAUGGUCCAACGAAUCAAUCAAGAUGGGACCAAUUAUAUUGUCCAUCAAGCACCAUUAACCAAGCAAUUAGGCGUCUAGGUAGCCAUCACGGCAGCAGCUACGCCGGCCUCUUCCGAGCCCCCCUCGCUCACGGACAGCAGGUCCGCCAUCGAGUAGUGCCUCAGAAUCGGCCGCACGCCACCGAACCGGACGGAGUCGAUGGCGGGGUGGUGCUGCGCAGACACACCCUUCUGCUUCCCGAGGUGCUCACCACCCAUCGCCCCUCCCCCCUGCAGCACCUUCACUGUCCGCUGCGAUGUCUCACCGCUGGCCUCGAGCAACAAGGGCUGCGAUGCCGCCAAACCCCCGCCCCCACCGCUGUCAUGCCCCUCUCUUGCCAGCUGGUCAUACGACACGACCACUGCGACCCCCUCGCCCCCACCACUGCCACUGCCAGUGUUGUACGACUGCUGUGGCAUGUGUCGCCUCACGCGGACGGCGUGUGUCAGCCAACCGCAUAUGCGACACUGGUAGCGACGCCACGCAACGGGGGGUGAGCACGGUGCGACCAUACGGGGGCUGCCCUGGUCUCGAGGCGUCUGGGUGGCGGGGAAGAACGAGGCCGCCCUAAUGCGGGGCGAGACAGCAGCGGGCUGGGGGUGUGCAGGGGGGGCUGGGGUGGGGGUGGGGGUGAGGGAAGAGAUCGGCUCGUCGCUCUCGAUGGCCUCUGCAUUGUGGUCGACUCCCCUUGACAUGAAUGGCAGCCCGUCAGCCCAUACCGGCGGCCUCCAUUGCUGAGUGACCGGGAUGGAGGGGGGAAGAGCGAUGAGCCAGUGCAGUGACUGCAUGUCCUGCCCGUACUGCUCCUCAAACCACUCCACGAAGCUCUGACAGCUGCCCGCGUUCGGACACGCUGUGGAUGGGGGAGACGGGGGCGACGGUGAACAUGCGCAGCUCAGCAGCUCCACGCUGUCGCUCAUGCGAUGGUAUGGUGACGACUCCAAUGGCUGGUCCCUCCUGGCCGCCCGCAUAAGGGCCUCCCUGCUGACCCGGAACGUGCACGCGCCGCAGUAGCACGCAACGAGGCAGGUCUUGCCGCCGGCAGGCGCCCUCUCCUUGGCCCUUCUGCGGGCCUCGACGCGCCUCCUCUGUAUCAGACGGUCCAGUGCGAUCAACGUGUGCACCUGCCUGGGGUGAAGAGCUGGCAGCGGCACCUGACAGAGAACGAGCAGACCAGAGAGUAAUGGGGGGUAGUGCCGCCCACCCCACCGCACCCCACCCCACCCUACCCUACCCCACCCACCUGUGAGUUGAGGAGGCAUGUUGCCCUGAAGGCAUCCAACUCGAAGCCUCCCAUCAACAGGCCCAGCAACGCCAGCAGCCCGGGGAAUCGGCGCGGCGGACACGACACCAGCGGCGGCUGCGUGACGGAUGGCAGACCGCCCCCACCCCCACUCAUGGCCGACCCUGACGAUACACGCCUUGCCUGGGCGUUCUCCUCAUCCAGCACCACCACCGUCCCACCCUGCACCGACGCCGCGCGCAGAAAGUCCGCCAGCACGGGCAUGCACCGGAUCAGGAAAUGCGCGUCCCUGCUCGAUGAUGACGAUCCGCCCGAUCGCUCCUGCUCCUCGGGUGGGCGGGGGACGGUGUCCUCAUUGAGACGCAGCACGUCCACAGUCAGGGGCAGCCCGCGCAGUGGCGCCGCGUCCUUGGCCCGGAAGUCCACCAGGUGAGUGGACUGCACGCCCCGCCUCGCCAGAUCGACCCACUCAACCGCCGCCUCGUCAAGUUCGCCAGCGUCCCACUGCUGCUGCUGCUGCUGCUGGUUGGACUGUGUGGGCGCCCACCAGAAGAGGUCUUCGAGAAUCUGCACCAGUGGCGGGUGCGGCAGACGUGACAGCUCCUGCAUGCCCUCCCUCCUUGCAGCCAUGGGGCUGUCUCCGGCCGAUCCCGACAGCAUGGACAGAUGGCUGCCCUGCCGCCCACCAGCGUCGUUGAUCGACAGCGGAGUUGUGAAUGGCGACGGCUGGGCGUGUAUGUGGGCGUGCAGCGAGUCCGCGAGGGAGGGCAGCCGCAGCUGCGUGGCUUUGGCUGUGGAUGGGUCGGCGUAGAGCAGCAGAGCGCGGGCGAAGACCUUCUCAAAUCGGUGGAGGAUCAUCUCGACGGAGGGGCGCUUGUUGGGGUCGCGGACCAGCAUGAACCGCAGGAACUGAAGCAGGUCGGGGUUGCUGCGCAGACGCUGUCACACCCAACACACACACGAACACACGACCCAUAUUGAAUUGCAGAGCACAGCACCCACACAGGCUUCCGGCCCUCCCCACCCCCCACACAGACCUGCUGGUUCUCAGGCGAGAUAAGGUCUAGUGGCCCCUCCUCCUUGGUGAUCCUCACGAAGAAGUACGCAAAGUCCUCCUCGAAGAGGAACCGCCCCGUGAGUAGCUCAAACAGGAGGCAGCCGAGCGACCAGACGUCGGAGGGCAGGCUGGAGCCGACCUUGCGUCUUCGAUCGUACGCGACGCCCUCCUUCUUGCUCAGCUGGUGGAUGAGGAUCAUCUCGGGCGACUUGAUGAACUCGGUGCCCCUGUUCUGGAUGCAGUAGCUGUCCGCCUCGUCGGCCAUGAUACGCGACUCCCCUGAUCCCACACAGACAAACAUACACAGACAGACGCAGGCAGGGGAAUGACGACACAACCGUUCGUCUGGGCAGCGCAGCGUAGCGUGUGAUACGAUUACUUACCGAAAUCGGCGAGGGCGACCAUUGGCACAGCGAGGUAGACGUCCUCCCCCUGUUGCUGGCCAUCAUCACCUCCCUGCGUGUGUGGCCCGGUCGCACUGGGCCCGUCGAGCAAUAUGUACACCUGUCGGUCCGCUCCCGUGUCGACCAUGAUGUUGUCGCACUUGAGGUCGUAAUGCACCACACCCCGGGCGUGCAGCUGCCCAAUCGCCGUCAGGAUCUGCCCGAAGAUGGCCAGCAGCGUCGGCAGGUGCUCCAGGGGCACCCUGUCCCGCUCCGCAUCCUCCCCUGCCCUCUCGCUCUCCCUCUCUCCCUGCCCCUGCACCAGUCGGUUGCGCCAUUUCUUGAGGGUGCUCGGGUAGAAGCGCAUGAUAAUGACGUAAUGCAGGGGCGGAGGCGAUGGGUGCGGGCCCGACGGGCUGGUGCACUCGGGCUGGUAAGGGCCUGGUGGUGGGUCGGGGGAGGCCGCAGACGUGUCGCUGAGCUCCAGGCCGUAGUCGAAUAUCUCGCACACGUGGGCGGCGGCGAGCCGGAACUCGUCGAGACACGCCACCUCGUGGAAGACACUGAACAGGGUGCACUGGUCCUGUAUGCCGACAGGGACGCUGAUCUGCUUGACGGCGACCAUGGGGGCGGCCUCGAAGGGCGUGGUGCAGCGGUACACCUGCCCGAAGGCCCCUGAGCCAAGCCUCUCCCAGCAGUCGAACAACCCCCGCCACCGCUGUGUGCCCUUGCUGAAGAGCAGCUUGAAUAACCGGAAGACCUCGAAUGCGAGGGCUGUGCGGCCGGCAGCCACCGUCCAGAGCAGCUGGAGCACCACGGACUCGUUCGCCUCGUGGUUGAGGUGCCGCUGCAGCACGAAGGGUGCGUUCUCCUUGUUCUGGGUCAGGGGGAACUGCGCGCAGUAUCUCUCGUCCAGCAGGCCGCGCUUGUCGGUGAGGAGGAGGGUGAGCAGGCAGCCCAGCAUGAGGGAGUGGAUCUCGGGGUCGCUGUACAGCCGCCGGUACUCCCGGCCCUUGAAGUAGACCUCGUUCUCCAGGUACUCGUCUUGGAUGUCCUCCCCCUCGCCCUUUGCCAUCGCACUAUCGGCAGCGGAUGGGCUCACCAACGGGGGCGGGUGUGGUGCCGCUGGUGCUGGUGCUGGUGCUGCUGCUGGUGGUGGUGGUGCUGAUAUGGCGUAUGUGUCUGUCGGGAGCAGGGGUGUGAAGGGCGAUGGGGGCUCUGCCACCACAGGUGGGGGGAGCUGGGGAGAUGCCGACGCUGACAAUGCUGCUGACAUGGCCGGAUUGGGCGAGUAGAUGGGGUUGUUGGUGUGGUGCUGGUGCGCACCAUCGCCCUCGUAAAUGGGACCAGGCAGGUGGCCCAAAUUCAGCUUGAACAGAGGGGGCUUCCUGCUCGCAGGGACCUGCCACACGGGCGGAGGGGGGCCCUCCCAGUCGCUGCUGCUGUCGCUGUCAUGGUCAUGAUGAGAGCCGUCAUACCUCCUGGCGCCUCUUUCUCUGUCUUCAUCACUGCUGCUGCUGCUGUCGUGUGUGUGGGCGGGCUUGGGAGCGGCUGACGAUGGUUGCGGCUGUUCGGAGCUCUUGGCCUCCAUCUGGAUGGCGGCGUUGCGGAUCUGAAUGACCUCAGCCACCGAGUCGCCAGGAACGGCCUGGAGUGCAGUUGUGGACACAUCCAUGCCAUGUAGGUGUCUUGAUGGACGUUCGCAUGCACCGCACCAUCCAUGUGAGAAUGCACCUACCUCAUAGGUGGGUCCGGGCAGCCCCCCCAACCUCAGCUUUGGCAGCACACGCACCGGGGGCGGCUUCGGUGCCACUGGCGGCCCCUCCUCUCCGUCAUAGCUGCUGCUCUCGUCCGACGAGUCGCCACCAUCGCCCCCGCCACUUCUGCCCUCCUCUCUGCUCUCGUCAGCAAUCGGUGCUGCUGUUGCUGCUGGUAGUGGUGGUGGUGGGAGGGGAGGUGGCGGCUUCAGUGUGGGCGGCAGCUGCAGCUUGACCCCUCCUUGUAAUGGUGGGAGGGUGGCAGCCAGGGGCUGCGCAGUGAGGGCGCUCUGCUGGCCGGAGAGCAUCAGCGGGGCCGGCUGUGUGGCGGACAGGCCUAGGCCUCCGCGGGAUGGCCGCAUGGUGGGUAGGUUGUCCGAGUACCUGACAGACAGGAAGGGAAAAGUCGGAUGGAUCUGGAUGCGCCUCAUCCUAUGUGUGUGUGUGCAUGUGUGUGUGUGUGUGUGUGUGUCAAAAGGUUGCGUGCCGUGCCUGUGGUGGCUUGCGUCGAUGUCUUGCUCGAAGUCCAUCUGCGACAAGAGGAACUCCACCAUACGCAAUCGGUAGAACCUGACAGACACGACACGCAGGGGGAGAGGCAAUAGAUGUCAACAGUCAGUUGCGUGUGUGUGGGUGUGGCUGUGUGUGUGUGGCUGGUAUAUGUGUGGUGUGAAUGGUCACCACUCUGAGGCUGGCUCGGUCUUGUUGCAGCUGAUGGCGAACAGCACCUCCAGAUGAGCCACACACUUGUCGCGACGACAUUCAUCCCACUGACACACACACACAUAGACAACAGACGGACAUCCAUCCAUCCAUCCACUCAACCCCGCCCCCACCCUCUAAUGGAAGAUACCUCUUCUGGUGUGCUUGAGUAAAGUGCCAUGAAGUCGACAAAAUGCCACCUGAUGUAGCGGCCGACGUGUGGCUCAGCAAGGAACCGGUUGAGGGCACUGGGGAUGCGGAAGAGGGCGGUCUCCGCGAGAAGCAGCUCCCGCGUCACCUUGCCGCUGAUGUUAGGUGUGUCUUGUAUGGCUGUGAUGAGCCCCGUGUUGGUGUUGAAGAGGAAGUCCAGCCACUGCAGGUACCUUGACGACCACUCCACCAACCUGAUGACCGAUCGCCGUACACAUACCAUACACGACAGAUACGUAUAUAUGUGUGGCUUGGCUUCCUCGCAUGUCUGUCUGUCUGCCUGUCUGUGUGAGGGCUGACUGACUUUCGUGUGGCCUUGAGGCGAUUGAGUCGCGGCAGCUCAGCGGGCAGCGGACCGAACAGGGCGCCCUUGUUGUGGGAGACGCCAACCGGCUUCCUCACUCCUCCCUUGCCCGUCUGCUCCAUAUUGACAUCGCUUCCCCCUGCCGCCCUCUGCCACUUCCCCGCGCCCCUGGGCGAGAACAGCCGCAUCGAUAAACGCGGCGAUGCGCGGCUGGUCUCUGCUGCUGUGGGUGGUGGAGCUACUGUUGUGGCUGGGGUCUGUUUGGUGGUGACUCGGCUGGUGGGCGGCCCAUCCAUCGCCUGCCAUCGCCGUGAGAGGCGGCUGGAGGGCUGGGUGGAGAAAUAGUGGGAGGGGAAGGUCAGCAGGGCCCGGUGGCUGCACUGGAGGAGGGAGCGGGUGAAGGACAGGAAGGCCGACCUGAGUGAGUCGAGGCUGGCGGCAUUGUCUUCAGUAUCACCGUGGGCCUCUCUCUCUGCCUCGCCGUAGAGAGCUCUGCCCACGUCGGCGAGGCACUCCAUCACGCUCGGCCGCCGCACCUGCUGCGAGAGAGGCAGGGGGAGGUAGGCCUCUAGCUCGGUCUGCGCCGUACUGCCGUUGCUGUGCAGCCGGUGAGGUCCCUCAGGCAGCCCGCCCUUACGCACCACCAGCUUGCCCCCGCCGACAGUACCUCCACCACCAACGGCACCACUCAGUUCCUCCGUCUGCUCCCUCCCAGAUGGGCUCUCGAGCGGCGAAGGGCUGCCGUCCUCUGCGGCAGACGAGGUGCGCUCCGUCAUCUCCCCUCUCUCUCUCGGCAAGCGACGGGUGAUGCCGCCCGUGUCACAUCUGUCGAUCAUAAUGGAGUGGACGAGGGUGUACUGCAUCUGGGGGCUGUUGUCAGCGAGCGACAGGAGGGCCGUGAAGGUCAUGCAGAAGGCGCCCCACAGCCGCAGGGAGAGCAGGGACCGCUGAAGUGAGACUGGCGCCCUCCAGAGGUCGGUGAGGUAGCCCUUGACAUCCACGAGUGUCAGCCGCACACUGUGGAACGCCUCCUCCCCCUCGUGUGUGCCGGUGCCGGCGUUGGCGGGCAUCGUGAGCAGACACAUGUGCACCAGGUGCAGCGCGGCCACCAGCCGCCCCUGCAGCACUUCCUCCUUCUCGCUCGCCGUGAGGCACCUCCACAGCGUCGACACAAAGGCAUCCUCAGGGAUGGACAGCUCCAGGCCGAUCAGGUGCAGCGCACGGCGGCAGAUGUCGUCCAUCCCCUCUGCGUAAGUGAGCGCCUCCUGUGCGCCAUCCCGCAGCAUCUGGGGGGCGAUGCGGCCGGCGAUGAAGGAGGCCGCACCUCUGGGGCUCGCCUGAGCCAGCCGAGACGACAGCGGCAGAUGCGUGGUGGCGGAGGGGGACGCCUCGCCCUCCCGAUCCUUGCCCCCAGCGGCACCCACACGGUACCUCUCGCCGCUCUGCCGCCCUUUCCGCCGGCCAGAGAAGAAGCCGACCUUCCUCGCGCUGUGUCCGCCCUCCCUCUCCUCACCCACGUCAUCAUGCGGGAGGGGGAAGGGGCUGCCCCCCUCCUGCCCGACGAUGGUGGGCGAGGAACGGUCUGACCAGCUGACGGGGGGCGACGACUGCCGGUGCAACUGCAUGUCCUGCACUCGGCUGGAUGAGUGGUUGUGGGUCUGCAGUGGCAGUGGUGGCACGAAUGGGCGGCGGCUGGCACUCCCGCCGUUGUCACGCGGCUGCUCGCGGUGGGGGUCUUCCUGUUGACGGGACGAGAGAAUCCUUCUGGGCGAGAAGGGGCCGUACGGCUGGCGGUGCCCAGCUGCCGGCGACUCCCCGCCCUGGUGCGUCACGGCUGUGGGGCUGGCGAUUGGGGCACGGCCGGUGGAGAGGGCUGACAGGGGGGUGUUGGGCUCACUGCUCGUCAGGUGCACACGCAGGUGGCUCAGCACCGCGUCGCAGUGGUGGACGGCACAGCGGAGGAGGAACUCAGAGGGCUGCGGUACAGGCGAGGCGGGUGGGUCUGAUACGGGCCGCUUGGCCGGGCUCUUGACGGGCUGCCGCUUCUGUGACGCCUUGUUGGGCAGCAGGGGGGAUGGUGCUUCGAUGGGCCGUCUAGAUGAAGGGUCGACCAGAGGGCCACAGGGGCCGGCGAUGCGGCUGAACACCGCCACAUCAGCGGGAGGUGGUGGUGGUGGUGGACCACCAGUACUGGUUCCAUUUCGCAGCAACGCCGUGGCCUGCACUUGGCUCGAUGGCUGGUGAUGCUGUUGAGACGGCCGCCACGGCAGGGGUGGUCUUGGAGUCACCGACCACCUGCUGGCCACCCAGUAGGUGUGCACCGCUGCGAUCUGCAUGAUGGCGUCGGCCGUGAGGAGGUUGAGGCAAGUGCACACCUGUGCCACGGGCGGGGCUGCGGCCGGGGGCGGGUCGUCGGCCGACGAUUGCCGUACGGUCGGGGGCGCGAUGGAGGCCAUCAAAGAGCACGCGCAGGCGCACCGCUGCAUCGAAGGUGAGGGGACGGUCUCCAUCAUCGUGAUGAUGUCCCGCAUCGACCGGAUGAUGGCCUCCACAUCCAUGUCGCCCUCCUUGCGUGACAGACACGCGCCGAGCUCCUCAAUCGGCGAUCCUCUGUCGGUCCGGUGGGGGCUCACGAUGGUCUGCACUCGGUGUGAUACCGCCUGUGCGUCGAGGAUGUCGACCAGGCCGCCGUACGAGUAUCCCGCCAUGUCGCAGGAGCUCACGAGCACCCCCAUGACCUUGGUCAUAUCCAGCGCCUCCCCGAAGCACCCAUCCACGUGCAGCAGGGCAGCCGACCGCUCCCCCUCCCUCUCCCUCUCCUUGCCCUGCUUGAUGCCUGCUUCAAUCGUCUGCCGGUAGAUGCUGCACACGAGGCACAGCGACACCGCCACGGCCUCCCUCACGCGUAUCGCCGUGACGAGCAGCACGCCCUCCUUCAUCUCAGGCACCACACGAGGCGAGCACGCCGGGCUGGGCAGACCUCUCGCAGACAUGUUGCCUGUGCGGGUGUCCGGCGGCCUGGGUGAGGCAAACGGCAGUGCCAGCCGUGGGAGGGCGGGCGAAGAGAACGCGCUGGGGAUGGGCUUGCGCUCGGACAGAGGGGGCACGUCCAACCCCACCCUCGGCCCCUCGGCUGAGUCACCCUCACUGGCCUGGGGUGGUGGCGGCUGGGGAGGGGGCGCUGGCCAUGGUGGUGAGUUGGUGAAGGCCGAUUCGUACCUCGUCCGCCCAGUGAGUGCGAUCGCUGCGGCCGUGUCUCGUCGGAUGUCCUCCAGCUCCUUAAGCAGGCCAUUGCCGUCACCCGGUGGACCCCCUGUGGGCGGAGGGCUGGCGGGGACUAGGGGGUCGUUAGGUGAGAGCAGGCCACCCUGCUUGGUCCGCCUCGCAUGGAAGUGCUGCUGCAGCUGCGCCUCUUGCUGUAUGGUGGAGACGCCACUGAGGUCAGCUAAGAGGGUGGCCUGGCCAAGUAGAGUGGCGACGUAGUCAACCUCCUUGGUCACACUUAUACGCUCGUGAUAGGCCGACCUGAGAGUGUCCUGGCCGCUGAACGUGCGGGCGCUCUGCUGACGGCCGUGGAGCGGCAUCUCCUCAUCGGUCCCAGGAGACCCGCCCUUCUCACCCGCAUAGUCACGCGCCGACAUGCUUGUCUCGGGUGGCGGAGGGGGCAGCUCCCCAAUCCCCAUCAUGCCCUCUGAUGGGUGUGGGUGAGCCCCGGAGCUCUGCAGCCAUCGCCGUCUGUCAGAGCGGCCGCCACUGGUGGCCGACGCAGACCCGCAACUUGUCUGCAGCCCCUCAAGCAGUCGCCGGCUGGGCCGCGACAGUGGGGGGUGUCGCGUGAUGUGGCCCGCUAUGUUGGUUGGGUACUGAUGGGCCGACAAAGGAGGGGCUGUGGGAGAAAGGUGCGAGAAGGGCGACGAGUGGACGCCCGGUGACGCUUCGGCCGAUUCGCCCUCGAUCGAGUGCGACGCGCUGAGGUUGAGUCUCGGAAUCUGCACGGGCAGCCGCCUGGGUGCGUCGGGAUGAAUGGGAGAGGCCGUCUCAUGCUCCUCGUCCUCCACCUCCACCUCUGCCUCCUCGUCGUCUUCAUCGACAGUUCUCUCCGUCCGUGCCGUCCUGAGCUCCUCUCCCUCCCAGCCCUCAUACUCAGCCGUACGCUGCUGCAGCUGCUGGUGCUGGGGGUGUGUGUCCUCAGUGUAGCUACUAUCGACAACAUGUGGGGCGCUGGAGGCGUGUGGCAAUGCAGCGGAGGGAACCGAGAGGGACGGCUGUGGCGGCAGCUGGGUGGGGGCGUUUGGCUGCUGCUGUGAGGCGGCGGGCGGUCGGGCUGAGAGGGAGAAGGUGCGCGCUGACGACUGCACUGACGGGGACGACUUGCGUGGAGACCUGCACCCACAGCACCCACACAGCGACGCGCUUUGCUUGCAGAGCACUAGGCGCACAUUGCGUGCGUCUCGUGUGUGUCGUCUGUCUCACUGCUGUGCGAAGAGUCCCCGUUUGGCGUCCCUCCUGGCCCUGUCGAUCCGGUCGGUGACAGUGACGAGCUCAGACCACAGGAACCGCACGGCGUCGGGCUCGAAGGCGAUGUACUCGGCAAAUGUGCGGCUGUGACUGAAGAGAGGGAGGGAGGGAGAGAUAGAGAGCGCACGCCAUUGGGAAAGAAUGUUGGAAUGCUGUGGUGUAUCUUAUCGUGUGUGUUCCCUCCCUUACCCAAUCAUGAUAGUGAGGGCGUUGAGGAGGCCCUCACAGUGCCGGUGCUGCACCAGAUGCGCGUGACAUAAACGCCAUAUCGUCCUGCAAAGAAAGCCGUAUAUACACACACACACACACACACGCAGCAGCACACUCCCUAUAUGCCACAUAUAUCACUCGCACGUUGCCCAUUCCUUGGCCGCUUACGCAGGUUUCUCAUGCGGCCGCCAGUCGCACAGCUCCGCCAGCAGGAAGGCCCCCAACAGCAAAGCGACCGACAAACCGCCCUCGUCCUCUUCCUCCCCCUCCCCUUGAGCACCAUGACCAUGCUCACAUCGACCGCUCUCCGGCUCCUGAUCCCACACGCCAGCACCCCUCUUGUCGCUUAUGGACCGCGAAGGCGCCUGCCGCGCACUCAGCGGUGUGCGCCGGCCCCUGUCCUUCCUCCGCGACAGCAGCUGACUCGGCAGGGACGGCCGCGGCUCUCGCGCAGACAGUGGGGGGUGGCGUGGAGUCACCGAUGAGGACCCCAUCUCUGACGGCGUCUUGUUGGCCUCGCCGCAGAGGAUGGGCAGCACGAAGGUCGGCACGAUGUCCAGGUGCUUGCGCUCCAGCAUCGUGGUGGUGCUGGUGUUGGGCGUGUCGGAUGCACCUGCCCCACCGUCUUGCCUCUCCGCUGCCUGCAGCCGUCUCACUUGGACAAUGAGGGCGGCGAGGGCCUGGAGCUUGAGGUUGACGGGGGCCUCCUGCCUGAGGUCGUGCAGUGUGGCUGCGAGGAAGUGGGGCGGCUGGGAGGGGCCCACUGACAGGGUGAGGGGGCUGCCGGGGGCGGCUGGGACGGUCUUGGUGCUCAGCUGACGAUGUAAGCUCGCCGACAGGACUCCCUCGUCACCGCUGCUGGCCACAUCGCCCCCCUGCUGGAGGUGAGAAGAGAUGGACAGACAGACAGACAGACAGACAGACGUGUGUGUGGAUGGAUGGAUGGAUGGAUGUAUGGAUGUCUUGGUGCCGUCCGUUCUUACAGUAUGAGAGUUGGGCAGUCUUGGCAGCGUGGUGGCGAACACAUCCUCCGUCUCGUUCUCCGCACACACACUCAUGCCCAGGAAACGCCGAAGCAGCUGCAGUGCGGCCGCGCACACACAUAACACACACAUAACACACACAUACACACACAAAACAUGAACCCAUGUGCUCUGCCCCCUCCCCCUACCCGCUCAAAGUCCCAUCUGUUGAGGUUGUGCUGGUAGUUGUCCUUGACCAGACACCGGUCGAUGUCGAACAGCACGGCAACGUACACCUCAGACAGCAGACGGCGGUGGGCGAUCAGCUCCGAGAAGUCCUCCUGACCCUCACGCGACUCAUGUCGCUGGAAGGUCGUCCGCAAUGACCGGCCUAUCGACGUCAAGGAGCGGGAAAUGCGCGGCGAGAGGGAGCGAAAACGACUCGACGCAGACGGGGACAGCCAACCGGGACGAGUAGUUGUUGUGGUGUGCUUGGCGGCCUCGCCUCCUCUCUCGUCGCGUGCGUUGACGGUGGUGGCCGUGGUCUUGUCGGCCGCCCUGGCGGGUCGCUCGUGUCUGUGGUGUGCUCUGCUCAUGAGGAAGCCGCACUUGAAGGGCAGUAUGACCAGCUCCCGCUUCUUGACCUCCUCCGCCACAUUGACGCCGCGGAACGCACAGUCCAGAAAAUGGGGCGCACGGACCAACGCCGACAGCCACCUCUGACACACACCAACCACAGGCACAGCACAGACGUGCAUCCAUCCACCCACUGCUUCGCUUCGCACACAUACGCGACGCGACGCACCUGUACAGUGGGCAGGAAGUCGAGGAUCUUGACAAGCGCCUGCCCCGUGCGGCCAUCGGCCACCAGCCGCCAGGCCUGGCGGUCAUCCGACCCCGACAGCGGCAGGGUGGGCACCACGGACGUGAGCGGGAUGGAGAGGAUCUUGUAGUGGAUGGCGCUCUUGUGGUACUUGACGCACAGCCGCAGCGGGUAGAGGGGCCGCUUCUGGUAGGCGAAGGGCAGCGAGUACCGACGGGAGGGCUCGCUCGUGUGGGUGAGGGACGAGAGGGAGGAGGGGGUCAGCAGCGAUGGCACCGGUAGUGAUGGCAGGUCGCCGCGGUGGGUCUUGCAGAUCUUCUCGUCAACGUACAGGAAACAGGCGCCCACAUCGCACGCCAGCCACUCCUCUGAUCAGAUCACACAUACACACAUACAGUGAAUGAAUUUCUGUCCACGCGAUGGCCGCACAAGCACAUGCAUCACCAAACACGCGACUCCCCGGCCCGCCCCGUCCUGCGUGUGUGUUCUAUGUUCCUCUCUUCUGUGUCGUACCUGCGUCGUAUGCAGUGAUGCAGUAGAGCUGCAGCUCCCGCCCCUGGCCCUCGGGAAUGUACACCGUCACCACCUUCUUGUCCAUCGGCAGCGACCCCGCCUGCGCGCCGCCCUCCUGCUGAUCUGGCUGCAAGGGAAACAUCCUCCUCACUGCCGCCGAGGUGAUCAGUCACCGAAUCCACUCGCUACGGAACUAAUUUGGCAGAUGCGGCGGCUCCCCUGAUAAGCAUGAGCAUGCUGACGG